Messenger RNA from Vespa mandarinia (Asian giant hornet), 1350 nucleotides. Its product is annotated as DNA replication complex GINS protein PSF1. Gene Ontology annotation, biological process: DNA replication; DNA strand elongation involved in mitotic DNA replication. Lineage: Eukaryota; Metazoa; Arthropoda; Insecta; Hymenoptera; Vespidae. Gene Ontology annotation, cellular component: GINS complex. The record is from RefSeq and is a predicted model, not a curated record.
CUACAAACUUUUAUUUUCCCUUUUAAAAUCGAUGUGUCAUAAAAUAGUUAUAUUUUUACAUUCAUAGACAUUAUAGUCAUAGACAUGUGUAUAUAUAUGUAGAAAUAUAUUUAAUGCAUUAUAUAUUUAAUUAUAAAUAAAUAUCUAAUCAUGUUUGGGAAAGAGGCCUUCCAACUUAUUACAGAACUUGAUUUGUCUGAUGAUAUAAAACCCUUCAAUGAAUCUGUGGUCAGACAAGUAUUGGAAGAAAUGCAUUAUCUUUAUGAAGCAAAUUUACUUGAUAGUAAUGCUAUCAAAAAUGAUGGUAAUACAGCGUUACUUCCGUCUGUACAAUUUCGACAUGUAGCUUUAACUAGAAACAAAAGAUGUAUCUUAGCAUACUUAUAUAAUAGAAUGAGAAGAUUACGUCAAAUGCGUUGGGAAUUAGGUAGCAUCUUACCACCAGAAAUCAAUUCUAAUUUACUUAAUGCAGAAAUUCAAUGGUUCCAUUCAUAUAAUAAAUCUUUAGCUACAUAUAUGAGAUCUAUAGGAGAUAGUUGCGGACUUAAUUUGACAGUAAAUAUGUUACCACCUAAAUCUCUUUAUAUCGAAGUUAAGUGUUUGACAGAUUUUGGCAAGCUAGAGAUUGAAAAUGGACAAGUAGUCACACUCAAAAAAAACACAUAUCAUUUAUUACCUAGAAUAAUCUGCGAGCCUCUUAUCAGACAGGGUAUACUAGAACAUCUCGCAUGAUACGUUUGUUGUUUGAUAUUACAAAAAACAAAAAAAAACAAAAAAAAAACAAAACAAAAAAAAGAUUUUGGAAUUCAAAUCAUAUUAUUUUUAUACCAUACAUGCCUUACAAUAAAAUAAUAAUUUAUGUUUAAAGAACAUUUCUAACAGAUCUUUCAAAGAAUCGAAAUUUGAAUGUUAGACAAAAAUCUAUCACGUGAUCGUUUCUUAACUAUAUGUUUAUGUUGGAUUUUCCAAGAGAAAGUGAAUUAAAAUAGGGAUACUUUUAGAAAACACAUAUUUCUAACACAUGUUUUCACAAGGAUUUUCCCAAGGUGUUCAAAUUCAAAGUUUAUUUGUGCAGAAUAUUAUUUAAGCGUAGUCAUCGGUUGUCUUCGAUUCGUAAUGAGUGGUAUAUUCAGUAGCUUUUAGAAGGAUGAACGGUCAACGUAUAUUUCUCAGGUAGUUAGUGAUACGAGUCAAGAUUAUUUUUUUCUCUAUCAUCGUUAUUUCACCGUGAAACAAAAUAUUCAUUCUCAGCGCGAAUCGGGAUAUUUUACGAACGAAGGAAACACGUUCUGCGGUGUUGAUGUUCUAAGUAUUGAGAAAGAAAAAAAAAACAAAAGAAUUCUUCGUAAA